Molecule: messenger RNA, 545 nt
Organism: Anopheles moucheti
Lineage: Eukaryota; Metazoa; Arthropoda; Insecta; Diptera; Culicidae
Exons: 2
Coding region: 1-339 (112 amino acids)
Source: RefSeq, a predicted model, not a curated record
AUGAACCGCAUCAUCAUCGCCCUGGCUGCCGUGUUUGCGUGUGCUUCGGCCCAAGUCUUCCUGAACCAACCGAUCCCGCUCGCGCUUCACCAACCGGCUCCGGUUCGAGAGGCUUCUCUUGCCCAUCCGGCCGUGGUAGAAAAUGCACUGCACGAGGCCCAGUACCCGGAUCAGUUCCGCAACAAUUUCUACAAAAACCCACACAUCGCUGAUGCGCUUGCCAAGCAGUCAUGGUUCGGCGACAAGGAGAUGCCCGUCUUUGAGCGUGAAGCCGACAAAAUCCCGCGCGAUCGCAUUGUGAAGAUUUUCAAGAACGCCGGAUUUGUGCGACGGCGCUAAGUCGUGUGACGCAACGACCGGUGAUCAGUUCAAUGAUCACAGGUUGACACGGCCCUCCCAUGCAGCGGACCCCCAUCCCAAUGAUGAACCUUAUAUGCUCAACUUGCCACCCAGUAACAAUUGUUUACCUUCUGUGCAUUCCGGGGAAAUUUCUACGUUCCGUGCGAAUGCUUGUGAUGUUCGUGUCUAUGUUCUAGUGUAAAUAG